ACACCCGCCCUAAAUGAGACGGAAGGCAUCUGAUUGGCUGCAGCUUCACAAAAUUUGCAGUGCGCUGAUUGGUGUUGGUCAUCUACAAAGCAUUCCCGCCCAUUAAUGUUAUUGGCUGCUACGUUCAAGACCUACCCGGAGGUCGGAAUGUUUAUAUUAUAUCAAACGCAAUCGUUUUUUAUUUCAGACGAAAUUAAAAAAAGAGCUUGACCAUUUUGGACAUUUAACACUAAUGUUCAGGUCAGUAAUUGAGUACAUCAGUUAACAGAUCCUUCUGUUUUUUUAGUGAACGGCUUUUCCAGUAAACAUUGCGACUUUCGAGGACACCGCAACGCACCAGAAACUCUGGGUGGGAUUUACAACGACACAAGCAGAAACUCUGCCCGAUUUCCUAGCCGGUGCAGAGAGCGGCGUACCGCGAAGGAGAAGCGCCUCCAGCUGACUCGCACACCGGCUAAUUGCGACGGAACGGACCCUCAUCACACCGCGGAAGACGCGACCAGCGUGGCGGGGUCAGAUACAGUCAGUGACUGGAUCAGAGGCUCCACGUUGAGCCGCAGGUGGAGCUGCUGGCCGCGAUGGAGGGGAGCAAAGUUUUCACCUUCACAGACGCGAAACACCCAGAGGAGAGUCUGAGUGUCUGCAUCCCAGAGGUUCUGGACCCUCAGUAUGGGAUGUACGUGUGGCCCUGCGCCGUGGUUCUGGCCCAGUACCUGUGGUUCCACCGAGACCAGCUGAGAGGCCGGGCGAUGCUGGAGCUCGGCGCCGGUGUGGGUCUCCCCGGCGUGCUGGCGGCCCGCUGCGGCGCCCGCGUGUCGCUGUCGGACGGAUCGGACCGGCCGCGGUGCCUGGAGAACGGCCGGCGGAGCUGCGCUGCCAACGGGCUGCGGGACGUCGGCGUGUUGGGCCUCAGCUGGGGGGACGUGACCCCGGAGCUGCUGCUGCUGCCCCCGCAGGACGUCGUCCUCGGCUCAGACGUCUUCUACGACCCCGAGGAUUUUGAAGAUGUUCUGGUGACGUUUGUCUGCCUGCUGAGGAAAAACCCGGAGGCUCAGUUCUGGACCACGUACCAAGUGAGGAGCUCUGAUUGGUCCCUGGAGGCCCUGCUCCACCGCUGGAGGCUGCGCUGCGUCUCGGUGCCGCUGGCGGACUUCGGUGCGGAUGGGUGUGAGCUGGCCGGGUCGGCCUUGCCGGGCAACCACACCGUUCACAUGAUGAUCAUCAGCAGGGAGUCGGAGGUCGACCCGCAGUCCCAGGGGUCACCGACCUCUCCCAGACACGCAGCCUGCCGCUCAGCUGCUCAGUGAAAAACUGAUUGAAAUGAAAACAUUAAGGCGGAUUCAGGUUCUGAUGGGAAUCUUGAAUAUUUCUGGAUUUGACUCCAGAUUUUCAGUUUUCUCAGCUGUGUGCAUCGUGUGACCAGCAGAGGGCAGUGUUCCUCUGAGGACGUUAGUAGUUUGAUGAAAGGACUUCCUGUUUCUGGAAGAUGCAUCUUCCCUCCUGCCUGAACAGAUUAUCCAGGUUUCUGUUUCUGCAGAUUAACUGGAAUAUUAGAAAAUGUUUCGUUUGGUUUUAUGCAGAUUUUCCACAGCCAAACAGAAAACCUGCAGCCGCCGUCCUGACUGUAUAUCUGCUGUAAUUCCUGUAAAUAAACGAAUCUCUUGCA
Molecule: messenger RNA, 1666 nt
Organism: Poeciliopsis prolifica (blackstripe livebearer)
Lineage: Eukaryota; Metazoa; Chordata; Actinopteri; Cyprinodontiformes; Poeciliidae
Gene: mettl23
Product: methyltransferase like 23
Exons: 6
Coding region: 579-1307 (242 amino acids)
Cellular component (GO): cytoplasm; nucleus
Source: RefSeq, a predicted model, not a curated record